Pleurotus ostreatus (oyster mushroom) is the source of this 10545-nucleotide messenger RNA. RefSeq lists its product as uncharacterized. Gene Ontology annotation, cellular component: cytoplasm; actin filament. Gene Ontology annotation, biological process: actin filament polymerization. The transcript has 24 exons. NCBI's taxonomy places the organism in Eukaryota, Fungi, Basidiomycota, Agaricomycetes, Agaricales, Pleurotaceae. Bases 1 to 10545 code for a protein of 3514 amino acids. Gene Ontology annotation, molecular function: microtubule binding; actin binding. The record is from RefSeq and is a predicted model, not a curated record.
AUGACAAGCAACUCGUCCGCGCCGUGGUCCCCAACGUACGGGACCACGGACUACACCUCUGUAACACCUACCGACACACUAAUGUCACCCUCAAGAUACUCAUAUUCCGACGCACCGACUCAAUCAACCGAUAGUGAAGACGCAUCGCCCAGACGUGCCAUGAGACGCAUCACUGUCUCGCCGUCACCUUCUAGCGAAGACUCGAAUGGAGCGCCUUACCACUAUGAAGAAGAAAACUCGUUCGACGAUGCAGACGAAGUAGCAGCGACUCUCAAUACCCUUGAAGACGAUAUCAACGAAACGGAAGACUUAUGGACACGCACCACGUCCUCGACAGCUACGCCCUCAAGCUUUUCAGGUACUUAUUCUGGUUCUUACACUCCAACAUCUUCGUCUCUUGCGCCAUUGCCACCAGCUGGCACGUUUCCUCGCGCGGGACAUAUCCAAGACCCCCAGAUCCGACUCAGUAUUAUCUCUGAGCGCACAGAGCCCUCGCGCCCGACGUCUGGGGCAUAUUCGACUACCCAGUACGCAAGGCCCAAUGCACCCACACCUGAUGCCCACAGAAGGUCAGGCGUUUCUUCGCACACGCGUUCAUCUACCGACCCGAACGCCGAUCGAGAGCUGCCGCCUCCAGGUCGCGCCAUUGAACUGAUUGCGCGGUUCGAAACGAACUCCCCUGGUGGCGGCCACCUCAGAACCACCUCAGCACCCGGUGGGCCUCGCUCGCCGAGUCCUUACAUGUCAGCUAGUCAAUCUACGCCUCAUCUUCCCAGCACGGCUGGGUACAAUUAUACAAGCAGCUAUGGGUAUGGAAGCAGUUACGGCUAUGGUUCUCGGUCGUCAUCUCCAUCGAAGUCGUCUUCUUCGAUUUCGUCUUCAGCAUCUGAAGAGAGAAUCUCGAAUACGUUGUCCACUCUGGCAACCCAGCGCGCUGUGACGUCUACUUCUGGCGAUACUAGGUUCCUCACGACUGAUACUGGCUCCCAAACACCCACGGGCAGUCGCACAGGCACGGGUUAUCUAAGCCCAAGCGCGUAUACCAACACAUUCACGAAUACCGGCAGUCAAACACCCACACGUACAGGGACCGGUUACCUGAGUCCCAGUGCGUACACCGGGACCUUCACCAACACUGGCUAUAUGGGGACAUACACAGGAAGUGAUACUUUCACCGGGACGGGGACCACACCAACGGGCUCCUCGCUAAGGCGUCCACAGAAUAUCUCGCCUCGAUCCCCAUUAACUUCCGUUCGGAACAUCGUUGCAGCGUGGAAGGAGAGAACGCCCGUUUCUGGGGCUAGGACUGGUGGGAGGGCAUCCUCAGUGACUAGCACGACGCCGCCUGGUGAAGGGGAGGGUGGCUUAUUGGGGAUUAGGCGAAGGGCACAGAGGGUCGGUCAGAGAAUCGGCCAAGCGAUAAUGGGAGGUCCUGAAGAGUCGGUCACUGAUGCUACCCCACGAAGUGCCCGCAGCAUUGGCCUGCCCCCUGGGCUGGACAUCGCAGACCUUACCCCAUACACCCAGACGAACGAACAGCCUCAACACAUUGGGCUGCUCUGGUAUCUGAACGUACAUGCUUCUCCACCCUAUAGAUGGCAGCGUUGCCAGGCGCUGCUGUAUCCGCACAUGCUGCUUCUAUCUUGGCUUGCAGCUGGUGGAGGGCGAGGGAUAGUGGCGGUCGAUCUGUUAAAUUGCACUUCGGUUCAGUCAGCUGCAACCCCAACCCAUCCAUCGGCGAGAGAUGAUGUCGGGACGAUCGCAGCAAUGAGGCAGAGCAAUGAACCUGAUGGGCAGCCCCUGAUGGAUGUGCUAGUGCCAUUCCACAUGCUGUACGCAGAUGGUGUAGAGAGACUUGCAGCCGAGAGUGUUCACGAGCGGUCGAAGUGGGUACACCGUAUAUGUGAACUGCUUCCCGCCACUCCGGCGCCGUCUCGGACUCAGUCGCCAACUGGUUCCAUGCGAACGAUCCUUUCCAUCGAUACCACUUCUAGCUCGUCCAGUGUCGGCUCUCGAUCCACUGUCUUUGUUCCGCCUCUCAGUAGUAUCCCGGAUAUCUCUGAUGAUUUCGAUACGCGAUCCACCUUCUCCAGAACUACUUCGUUCAUUUCGACUCACCAUACGGGAACCGUCGAUGAUACCGCCAUUUUAGGGCAAGGAUACGUCUAUCGUGGCGACCCCCGAGUUAUCGCACCGUCUCGUGGUGGUUCGCUGAGGCGUACGAGUUCACUUACGGAUAUGGAUCAGGAGUUUGCCUCUGCUUUGGAUCGGGCGCGAGGUGCCAGGCCUGGUCUUGGGUUCGCGAGCCGCGUUAUUCUUAGUGGUUCCCCGGUGACAGUGUCAAGUGGUUCGUCGCUUGGCAAAGAUGUCUUUGUUACGCCCCCUCCUAGUGCUCGCGGUAGUUCGACACCCCAUGGAUCGUCGACCGACCUCUCAGACGAGGCUUUCUUUUCCGCCGGUUCAGGGACCAGUGAUACUCGGACUACGUCGUUGUACACAUUAACGUCGACGGGUAGGGACAGGACAACUACCGGAUUCACGUCUACUGGCUUUACGACCACUAACACCGCGACGGGUCUCACUUCCGGUGAUUCGGACACGAAUGUCGUUUCGUCUACGUUGUCCUACCGCCACACAGAUUCUGCCUCUUACCUUGGGGACUCGCAUGAUUCAGACUCGUAUUUCUCCUCGGGUUCGUCUCGCACGCCGCUCACUAGAUCAAGCGCUUUGUCAAGGCGUACUGGGAGGUCGAACUCGAGGUCGAACUCCUCUGGCUUUCCGUACAGCUCAGACGAAGCCUCGGACAAGGAAAACUCCAGCAACACUAUGUCUGGCUCUUCGUACACUCAGUCGGGUACCCGAUCUUCUGACGACACUGGCUAUGACGUCUGCCACUCCUCCGAUUUGUCGGCUCUCACCUUGAAUUCAUAUUCAACAUACAGCUAUUCUACGGCGUCCAGCAGCGAAUUCUCCGAAGUGCCGCCAUCUUCAGCACCUUCAUCAGAUGUUUUUGCUUCUGCAUCAGAAGGUAGCGGCUCCUAUGUCACGGCUGCGUCCCCAGCCUCGACGGCCUUCGAGUCGCUUCCUAGUAUUCCUUCCGAAUCUGAGUACGGUACUGCGGACGAGGCCGCGUCCACGGAAUACGCUACGGCAUCUGAACCGUCGGAAUACAUCACUGCAGAAGUCUGUCCCUCGGAGCCUGGGACGGAAUAUCUCACAGCGAUCGAGCCCAGGGAAAUUCCCUCUGAGCUCAGUACGCCAAAAGCCUCGUCGUCUUUGCAUUUAGAAUCAGAUGUAGAAUACGACAUCGAGCCUGACAUUGCGGAAGAAGAACAGAUUGAGAAGGAGUUGGUGCUCUCCGAUGAGUCACCAGAGGAAGCAGAAACAGAAAGCAUAUUGCCGUCGCCGUCUGAAGUCCCAACUAUCAUCACGACAGAGUCUGAAGGAGACGAUCUCCUCGAUCCAGCUAACGUGUCACUCCCGCCGUCUCUUCCUCCAUCUAUCUCAUCUCUGUCGUCGAUCACUUUGGAUGAAGUGACGCCUUCUUUCUCGCCAUCGUCGGAGCCGACAACAGUGCCAACCCCAUCGUCGAUAUCUUUCUCUGCUACGGAACUGACGGAAAGUUCGUUGCCCGGUCCGUCGCCGAUUGGUACAGAACCAGCUUCAACCCCACUGCUACCAUUAUCGUCUGUCUCGAGUAUCAGCGAGUCAUCAUUAACUCCUACUCCUAGUAGCUUGACACCAUCAAGCCCGUUGGAUAUUGCCCGCUCAGUCCCUGCAACGCCCGUGACUAUAUCUCCAUCGCUUUGGGCCAGCGAGACUGACGAUUCUUAUGAAUCCUCAGUUCUUGCGGCAUCUGCAUCGGUGGUCACCAUGGCUAAUGAGGGCCCAGAUUUCUCUUACGACACUUCUAUCCUGCGACCUACUGGAUCAGCAAUAUCUUCUCCGGAUCGACUCACGACGAUUCCUGAAACGAUCUUGGAGACUCCCUCGCGAUUCACGUCUCUACCACCCGUUACGCCUGUCCGAAGGCCAUCCCCUCCCCUUCCACCUAUACCUAUCACAGAGCCUGCAGAGCCUGCAGAGCCCGCAGAGCCCGCAGAAUCCGCAGAAUCUGACAUCUCCUCCAGUACGCCUCCCACAGCUUCGGACUUGACUCUGUCCAGCACAACAGAGUCGCCGUCUCUGAUUACGGAAUCGUCCCUGUCACGAUCGUCGGAACAAGAGUCGUCGUAUGUUUCGUCGUCGACCGUUAGCUCGUUGCUUCCGUCAGAAGAAGUCCUCCCAGUCCCUGCUCCAGAAGACAUCCCUGAUGAUGUUUCGACGAUCCCGUCGCUUUUAUCUACUCCACGAGCUGCAAUCGCCCGACCUCUUUCGCCGUCAUCUAUCUCGUUGGUUUCGACUAGCCCAAGUCUACUCAUGAGCCCACAAUUGCCCACACCAGAAGAUGUCACAAUGAGCGUCAGUAUCAGCACACCCCGAGGGGAUACCCCGUCAAUCCACUCUUUGGAUAGCCAGAGGACUCCAACGAUGAGCGUUGCCAGCAUCAGAACGGAUCGGUCUAUCAGCAAUGACAUCAGGCGCCUUGCGGAUGAUUUGCACCGCAUGGACGAUGUCCGAGGGGAGGAGAACAGAGAGCUCGUAGAUCAUAUUCAGGCCCUAAGGCAUGAACUACACGACCUGUCCGAAUAUCUCCGUCGAACGCCUUCGCCUAUCCUUCACGCGGAUAAACGAGAUCAGAAAGUAGGAGGUAGCAGCCUCCUCUCAGUUGACCAUGCCACUCGUAAGGGCCCCACCGAACUCAGCGUCCCAACACCUACUGGCUCCAAUCUUAGUCGUGCCAAUUCCAUUGCCAGCAGCAUGGUUUCGUACUUGUCUUCCCACCAUUCUGAUGACUUCAGUCUGUACGGAGGAUCACCCGUCGCCGAAGAGCGUGAAUUGGAACCUGCCAUGGAAGAAGAGUGGAGAAUUCCCUCGCCCCAAUCCUCUACCACAUCGUCAAGUUCCUUGUCGUCUUCUUCUCCGUACUCGAGCUCCUCUACGUCCCUUCCUACUCCUCAUUCCAUUGCUUCCACUCCACCGGUGCCUUCGUUAGUGUCCCAUAGUACGAGUACUUCCACCACGUCAACUUCUAGUACAUCGACUGUCCGUGCUAGGCCUGCAUUUCCCAACCUUGCUCCAGCUCUUGAUGGUAUUCGUGAUAAACUGAAUGCUCUGUGGGAUGGUCAGCUAUCCACGAAUCAUAUCCUUGAUGAACUACGCGCACACCGUCCCGGAAUACCUGAGCCAGCUGGCCCAGAUAUCGAAAUGCAUAACCGACUUCAUCGUAUCGAGGGACUCGUACAGUCUUUGCUAGAUCGACCAAUCCAGCAAGCUCCUGCUCCGCCGUUUCCUCAACCCGAGAUACAUCGCGAUCAACCGCGACAGCCAACGGAUGACAGCUCUGAAGCCCCCAGCUCUGAUAGCAGUUCUGACUAUAUUAAUGGUCUCAUCAAUGCCCUUAAUGACCUGCGCACAAACCCCCCAGAACCCCACAUCCAGAUGCCAAUACCACAGACUGCUGGCCCUUCACUUGCGCAACAACUCGAAGAAAUCCUUUCCUCCACGGCUCCCGUCCCGCCUUCGGUUGUCCAAGGCCCGCCGCCCCUUGUACCAUUCAGUUAUCAGCCAAUAGGUACUCGUCCUCGCAGCGCUAGUCCUCUGUCACUUCGAGACAUGCUGCGGCGACCUGGCACGGAACCCCCUUUGCCUCAUAUUCGCGAUAUUCCUCCACCAUCUAGAGCGGGCAGGCGUGUUCGAGCACACCCUCGUAGGCGAUAUUCUUUAUAUUCUCAAGCGCGUUCGGAGGAACCAGUUAUACCAGCUCCUCCUCCUGGUCAUGCUCCCUCUCAACAACUGCGCGAUGAGGGUAGAGGUGUCCCGUCCGAAAGAGUCCCACGACGUGGUCCUACACCAGAACCAGUGUUUCCUGGAAGAGACACUACCGCCAGCGCUCCUCCUCCUGGUUGGUAUAGGCCUUCUCCUCCAUCGGUCAUCCCACCGCCUCCGAUUAUUGAUCAGCCUGCUCAGCAACGUGCAACUACACAGCAGCGAACUUAUUUACCGAUGCCAGCUGGACCGACUAUCGUUCAGCUCCCACCUCUUUUCGAGAAUUUGAUGGAAAUAUUACGGGAGAAUCGGCUCGCCCAGCUCGCUACUGUCGAUCAGCAGAGAGAACUUAUGCGAUAUAUGCGGGGCUUGAACGAAUGGCUUGAAAGGGAUGUGCAUGAUCGUCAGGCAGAACUUCGAGGCGUAGCAGCACGCGUCGACGACCUUACCAAUUAUAUUCGACGCCUCGGCGCACAACCUCGUCGCGAUCGUCCUGACGGUUCCUCCAGUGAUUCCGACCGUGCCUAUCCACCGCAAAUGCAAAUGCAGAUGCCGAUUCCCCAGCCCGGCCCCGCACCGCCGAUGCCUGUUCCACAAACUGGAAUGCCCCAACCGAUGUUUACACCAUAUCCUCCUGGCUUCGUGCCUGUAGGCGGCGUCAUUCCUCCGGUUGUGCCAGAUCACAGUCCUCCAUACGACGAUGGACGGCCAGUAAUACCAGACAUGCACGCACCUAUCGUGAUCAACCAACCACCAGUGAUACCAGGCGGAUAUCAGCCGAUGGGUAUGCCUCCACCUGGUAUGAUGUCAGUUCACGACGAGCAGCCAUUCGACCCCCUGGCGGUUAUGGUCCUACCAUUGUCCGUGUUCCAGCCAGCGAACCCAGUAGUUCCGGGGGGAGCAGUACCCAUCGAUCGAGCAGCCGGCGGCCAAGUCGACAUCCAUCACGUCGUUCAGAACGUUCAGAGCGAUCGCGUAGGAGUAGAAGCAGAAGUCCAGACAGGCGCGGAGGUAGAGACAGAAGUAGGAGUGGAAGCAGGAGUAGGAGUCGGAGUCCACGAAGCCGAAGCAGCAGGGCCACCAGUUGUUAGCAUCCAACCAGGUCCUCUGUAUGUCCCUGGCCCUGCCACUACCCCCCGCCCGGGCUCUCCGAGACAUCCUGAUGCACCUCAACAUCCCACUCCUUCGCCACAACCCGUGGUGAUCAAUAUUCCUGGACAACAGCCAGGGAUGGUCCCCGGUAUAAUGCCAGGUAUGAUGCCAGGACCUGGUAUGAUGCCCUCCCAAAUUGGUAUGAUGCCCCCCCAGGUCGGAAUGCCCGUUCCCGUUCGAGUCGUUCGCGCUCGCGUUCGCCUCGUUCACGUUCGAGUCGUUCACGACGUUCGCGGCGUUCACCUCGGAGUCGAUCACGUUCAAGGAGCAGCCCGCGGACCCAGCGUGAUCGUCCAAGUUCCAGGAGUCCUUCGCGUCGUUCGCGCCGUUCUCCGCGUCGUUCUCGCUCCCGUUCCCAUUCUCCAGCCUCAAUCCACGUGCAUACUCAACCGGCUCAGUCAUAUGUUCCUACUGUACCUGGGCCUGGUGGAGUUGUCGUACUCCCUCAACGGAGUGGUUCUUCGCGUAGCCGGCGCUCUAGGAGCCAUCGUUCCCAUCAUACAGCUCCCAGGAGGUGGCACUCAACCUUACUAUCCAUCCGCUCCUGGGUCGCAAAUACCUCCCACUCAAGUAGUUUUACCUCCUCAAGGCUAUCCUGGGUCGCAGUAUCCGCCUGGGCAAUAUCCACCAGGGCAGUUUCCUCCGGGGGGUCAGCCUACUGUGGUCGCGAUUCCGGGGUCGCGGUCGCGUUCAUCCUCUCGCUCUCGUCGCUCUCGAUCUCGAUCUCGCUCCCGUUCUCCUCGACGUGAUCAACCUGCAGUUGUUGUGCAAACCCAACCUCCUACCACCGCACCUAUGCAACCUGCUCCAACGCCGCUCAUAACCCUAGCCGUUACGCACCGAGUCGGCCCCAAACUGCCAUGGGCCCGAGCGAGCGUCCCUAUACCGAUCGACCACGCCGGCACGGUUCUCGUUCCUACUCACCUCGUGGUGGAAGCCCAUCUCGUCGUCGUCGAUCUCGUUCAGAUUCACCGCACCGGCGACGUGAUAGUAGAGGCCGCUACGAUGACAGGUAUCCCGGCGAUCGGUACGGAGAUAGGGAACGGUACGGGCGUGGAUAUAGGGAUGACCGGGAUCGUCCUGGCCGCGAUUAUCCUUACCGGGAUGACAGGGAUCGCCCUGGCCGCGAUUAUCCUUACCGUGAGCGUGAUGACAGAGAUCGUCCACAUUCGCCAAGUCGUCGUUCCCCGAGUCGUCGUUCCCCAAGUCGUCAUCAUUACCCCCGAUCCCGAUCACACUCUCCCUACUACAGUCGUUCAGAAAGACGCCGGCCUCGAUCACGAUCACGCUCUCGAUCACGUUCUCGUUCUUAUUCUCCAUCCGGAAGACGUCGUCCUAGCCGGCGCUCACCAUCACUUCGUCUCGAAACCUCUCGCUAUGGCACGCCUGCACCUGCACACACCGCUGGACCGUCUGUCCAACCAACUCUGCCCCCAAGCUCAGAUGUACCAGCCGUCUUCCCCUCAUUUCGUCACCGUCCCCUCUCGCCCCCAGCCGUCUGCCACACCCCGCCCUCUCACCGCCCUCUCCGUCGCCGAACAUGAGGAACCUGGUUUAUACCGCACUCCUAGUCGAGUAGGGCGAACCCCCACCGGCCGUAGUGGUGUCUCUGGUGGAUAUUCUCCUGCGCCUUCUGAUUAUGCAGAUCAUAGACCUCCCGAAGUCGUGCCCGCUCCAGAAGACAUGCUGCGUCGUCCUCCCCCUCCUAGUCACACCUCACCGGUCUCUAUGCGCAAUGUCCCUUCACCCUCUGUUCACACAGUGCCAGCUGAAGAAUACCCCGCAUCCCCCAGUCGUUCUGCAGCUUAUCCCCCUAGCCAUGCUCCAAGUCGUGUAGCAACACAAAGAACGUCCACCCAGCGACUCCCUAGCGAAAGUACCGUCGCUCCUGUUCCACAUCCCUUGCGUCCCGUCACACCUUUCCCUGGGGAUCUUGAGGCAGCAGAGAUGGCGAGAGAGCGCCUGGAGCGCCUGGACGAUAUGGAACAACAGCUUCAACAUAUAGCAGGCGACGCACAGGAGGCGGAAGAGCUGCGUGAAAGGGAGUUCCGUGACCAUGAAGAAGAUAGGCAGCGCAUUUUCUUAGACAACGAAGCGCGAAGGGAUCACGAAGUUAGAGAACGUCACGAUGAAAUUUGGAGCGAUCUCGAGAAUCGGAUUGCAAUGCUAGCGCCUCCUCCCCAGAGGCCGACAGCGCCAGCCUCCCCGCCCCCACCGUCGAUUCGACCAUCUAUCCCUCCCUCUAUCAUGGAACAGGAGCCUAUGAUUCCAGGUGAACCGAUGGCUGAUACUGCCUCUGUUAUGGAGUCUCUCCGUGCUAGUCAGGAAGCAGCGUCUCUCCAUGCACAAUCCAUCAUGCAGACCAUUCAAAGCGAACGCGAAGAGUUUGCGCGUGAAAGAGACGCGGCAGCUGCUGAAAGAGAGAGGUUGAUGGCCGAUCUUCAGGCGGACAGGGAACGCAUGCUAGAAGAACGCGAUGCACGAAUUCAAGCCCUCGAAGAUGAGCUCGCCGCUGUUAAAGGUGAAUUGGAGAACGAGAAGCAACAGCGGGUGACCGAAGAGGCCGAGAAUCGCGAGCGAGAAAGGCAGCAGAAUAUUGAACGGGACGAGAUGAUUCGAAACCAACUUAGUGAUAUCACGAAUCUCCUCCAAGAUCAACAGGCAGGGCUGGCUCAAAAGAGAGAGAUUAUGGACGAGCGAUGGCGGGAUAAGAUGGAUCGGCGACAGGAUACGGACUCUAAAUGGAUAGAGCUACGCGAUAUGGUCAACAAGAUUCACGACGAUUUAGAAGCAGACAGAAGGGAAGAGAACGAACGUCGUUUUGCUGCCGAGCAGAAACCUGGUAUCGACCAAGUCAUGGCAGAACUACAGAGGCAAAACGGAGAGUUGAGAGAAUUAUUACACAACAUGUCCAAUGAUAUCCGUACGGAGUGUGGGCAACAACAUGAGGAGACGCUGAACGCAGUAAGAGCCAGUGCACAGGAGCAGGUGUCCUUCAACGUACAAGGCUAUCUGGACGACUUCAGCAAACUGUUGGCUUCGGAAGUCAAGAUGCUCCUCGGCGAAGUUGGCAAGCUACGAGAAGAGAAGCGCUCCCUUAAACAUGAGGUUGGCUUCUUGCUAUGUGUACAGUCCAAGUAUGGUCCAGGCGGUGAAUACGAGCCCGAAUGGAAACCGCCCGCACCACCAGGUCCUCCAGCCGACGCCCCACCCCCUGAACCUCCCAUGCCACCUGAAAUGCCACCAGCUGCGAAGCCUGGUUGGCGCUUCACUCACCGUGCUCGUCCUCGCCGGAAGAAGGAGCAGGCUCCUGCUCCUCCACCUCCUGGGCCUUCUGCUAUGCAGAUGCCUCCCGGAAUGGACCCUCGCAUGGACCCGAGACGUCAAGUUCAGUCCUGGGCGACAUGGCAACCGGACCCACAUCUCGUACCAACACCUCCCUCAGUUGAACCUACUCUCAUUGUCCCCGAAAGAGGCAGUCCUGGCCUCUUUGGUCCACGGUCGCCCCGCAGCUCAUAUAGUUAA